This is a messenger RNA of Meira miltonrushii, 1278 nucleotides long. RefSeq lists its product as uncharacterized. Gene Ontology annotation, molecular function: aspartic endopeptidase activity, intramembrane cleaving. Bases 1 to 1278 code for a protein of 425 amino acids. Gene Ontology annotation, biological process: membrane protein proteolysis. The transcript has a single exon. The record is from RefSeq and is a predicted model, not a curated record. NCBI's taxonomy places the organism in Eukaryota, Fungi, Basidiomycota, Exobasidiomycetes, Exobasidiales, Brachybasidiaceae. Gene Ontology annotation, cellular component: cytoplasmic side of endoplasmic reticulum membrane; lumenal side of endoplasmic reticulum membrane; membrane.
AUGUCAUCCGAUCGUGAUCUCUUUUUGGCUUACGGAGCUUUGAUGAGCGGUGCAAUUUUGCCAAUCUAUCAUGGCUCAUUCGCAUCUUUACGCACACCUUUGUCCACUCAAAAAGCAUUGAAAAAGUCACGCAAAGGUGAAGAUGAUGAAGAUGAUGAUGAAAGUGUCACCCUUCCCGAAACAUUAACAGCUGAAGAUGCAUAUUGGCUUCCAGUAAUCGGUUCAGUGGUCUUGUUCAGCAUGUUUUUGGUAUUCAAAUAUUUGGAUAAAGUUUGGGUUGAUCGUGUAUUGGGAUUCUACUUUGGUUUCGUUGGUACAUUUGCAGUUACAAAAGUAUUCUUACUUAUUGCCAGAGGAACAGGUCUUUUACGACAAUUCACUGCUUCUCGUUUCCUCUUAACUCAAACCAAACCUGACGCAAAAACAAAGAAAUCGCAAACUGUCGAUAUUCUCGCCCUUCGCGUAACAGCUCUUCAUCCUCCUAUCGUAUUGGCUUCGUCCGGAUUGGUUGUUGCAUACUUGCUCACUCGUCAUUGGAUUGCAAGCAAUGUGAUCGCUCUUUCACUUUCGCUAUCCUCCAUCUCGAUGCUUUCACUCGACUCUUUCCAAACAGGAGGAAUCAUGCUUAUGGGUUUAUUCUUGUACGACAUCUUUUGGGUUUUCGGCACAAACGUGAUGGUAUCCGUCGCUCGUGGAUUUGAUGGACCAAUCAAGAUCGUUUGGCCAAAGAACUUGUUCGCUGGCUUGAUUGACAGUAACACAAAAUGGCAAAUGACAAUGUUGGGUUUGGGUGAUAUUGUGAUUCCGGGAAUCUUUGUUGCACUCGCUCUACGAUUCGAUCAACAUCUGUACGUCAAAAAGCAUCCUAAAAGCUUGAUCACCAAGAAUGAUACCGGUUUCCCCAAACCUUACUUCCAUGCAACUAUGAUUGGUUAUGUUGCUGGCUUGGCUACUACAAUGGGCGUUAUGCAUUUCACCAAAGCUGCUCAACCUGCUUUGCUUUACCUUUCACCUGCUUGCAUUUUGUCGGUCGCCUUGCGUGCUUUGCAAAGAGGUGAAUUACAACAAGUUUGGUCGUGGAAAGAGGAAACAGAAGAUGAAGAUGAAAAGAAGAAAUCUGCUGCUAACAAGAAGAAAGCCAUCAAAGAUCAAGCUGAAGACGGAGAAGAAGAACAAGAAUGGGAAGGUGUAGAUGGAGAAGGUACUGUUUCGGGAUCGGAAAUUUCAAACAAGAAAGGAUCCACUCGUCGUCGUGGAAAGAAAUCUUCAGCUGAAUAG